AUGACGUCGACUCAGAACCCCCUUCACAAUCUCGUCCUCACCCCGCAGCAACAGAGCCUGUUGUUUGCCGCCCUCAAUUCCAACAAGCCCACCAACACACAAGCCGACCUCUCUGGUCUACCCGCAAUGUACAACGGAACGUCUGCCCAAGGACUCGACACCAUGGGUUUCCAGCAUAGCCCGAAUUUCGGUUACGACUACGGUCUUGACGGACAACAUGAUCCCAACUUCGAUUUCAACUUCGACUCUGUUGAUCAAUCCCACAUGACGGACGAUCAGUCCAAUGCUCCAAGUGAUUCCAAGUCGGGCUCCGCCAAUGGAGAGUCCCCCGACAAGCGCAGUCAUCCGGAUGAUGACGAGGAGGAGAACAGCGAACCAAAGAGGAGAGAGGGUGAGGGAAAGGUUGCCAAGAAGCCUGGCAGAAAGCCUCUUACCACUGAGCCCAGCUCGAAACGCAAGGCCCAGAAUCGAGCGGCUCAACGAGCUUUCAGAGAACGCAAAGAAAAGCACUUGAAGGACCUUGAAACCAAGGUCGAGGAGUUGAAGAAGGUCUCCGAGACUGCCAACAAUGAGAACGAGAUUCUUCGCAAGAAGAUGGAGAAGAUGAGCAAUGAACUCAAUGAGUACAAGAAGCGUCUAUCUUUGAUGACAGCUCGACCACCGAUGGUAUCACCUCGGGCCAUGCCGUUCGGCAACCCAUUUGUCAACAACAUCAAUGAUGUCAACUUCCAGUUCGAAUUCCCCAAGUUUGGCGGUCCCCUUCCUGGGCCACAACUUGCAAAUCAACCCAAGAAGGCAACCCCUGUGACGCCUCCUUUGUCUUCAACAGGCCGACUGGAGCAACCCACAAAUGGCGUCAGCACCGGUACUACACCCAAUUACGGCCGAAUAGGCCUCGAUACGCAAACCAAGGAAGACUUGGCCCAUUACUCGGCCGAUCUUUUCACACCUCAGUCCGCACGCGGUGAGGGACCGAAUUUCUCGACCACUGGAACAGAUUCUCAGUACAAUGCGGGGGCCGGCACAUCAACGAGUUCCCCAUCUUCUUGCACUUCGAACAUGGGUGGCGCUAGCUCGUCGUGUGGCACCUCCCCAGAGCCCCUCACUCAUUCACCCACCGGGUUGAAGUCAGUUGAUACGAUGGCCACAAUCGGAGAAGAGCAGCCAGGCGUCAUUGGUUCAGGGCAGUCAGACUUCAAUACCUUCGGUGUUGACAACUCUCUCAACUGGUUGCCUCAAGACAACUUCCAGUUUGAUCCGCAGCUCUUCGGAGACUACCGAGAGCCUCAGAACAACGUCCUCAACAACGGAUUUGACGAUUGGUUGACCAAUGAUGCAUUCGAUGCGGAUUUCCUGGCACCGUAUAACCUGCCACCAACAGCUCCAGGACUGCUGCCACCACAACCCGAAGCAGAAUCACAACCACCGAAGAAGGAUCUCAUCUCUCAGAUUGAUGAGGUCAACGCAUCAGAUGAUGGACCUGGAGCGCAACUUGAUUGCAACAAGAUUUGGGACAAAUUGCGCAGUUGCAGUGUACAAAACCAAGAGAUUGACAUGGACGCCUUGUGCUCCGAUCUGCAGAAGAAAGCCAAGUGCUCUGGCUAUGGUGCUGUGGUUGAUGAGAAGGAGUUCAAGAGUGUUCUGAAGAAGCACUUAAGUCCCGAAGCAAUGGCGAGGUGCGAAAAGGACUGUGAAGAGCGAAAAGCAGUUGGCGCAUUGUAA
Molecule: messenger RNA, 1722 nt
Organism: Neurospora tetraspora
Lineage: Eukaryota; Fungi; Ascomycota; Sordariomycetes; Sordariales; Sordariaceae
Product: transcription factor PAP1-domain-containing protein
Exons: 4
Coding region: 1-1722 (573 amino acids)
Biological process (GO): regulation of DNA-templated transcription
Cellular component (GO): RNA polymerase II transcription regulator complex
Molecular function (GO): DNA-binding transcription activator activity, RNA polymerase II-specific; transcription cis-regulatory region binding
Source: RefSeq, a predicted model, not a curated record